UAACCAACAAGCUCACCAUGGCAGAGUCGCGCGAAGCAGGGAAUCUCGCCGAGGUAAACCCCUCAUCUGAAGUACAGCAUUUGCCAUCCCUGAAAUUUAAAAUGCACUACCACCCAUAUCCUCCUAAGAGAGGCAUCGAAACUGCGAGCAUCCAUAUGCCCCGGUUCUGGUUCUGGUGCUCCUCUCGUCGGAUGAUACGGUCUUCCUCAGUCCGCAAGCUCGUCGUCGCCGUCGUCGCUGCAUGCAUCGUCGUUUUGUCUUUCGUGGUGGACCUGAGAUAUUCGGAGGUCUUGCCGUGUGGAUUUGACCGGUCGCGGGUCGCACUGGAAAGGCCCUGGGAUCCGUGGCAUCCACACCCACUUCCACGGUGUGCGAAUACAUGCCCUCGGCUCGAUUCGGGUGGAUUGCCUCCCUAUCUAUCUCCCGCACUUGCCCAAGCGCCUAUCAAAUCAAAUUCCCUAAUAUCGUCAGAGUCAGAGUCGGAGGAGCUGCAACCUCAUCAGUACGGUGCAGAUGGCUUGCUUAUCGUCAACGCAGAAGGCCCCCACCCCAUUUUCGAGCUGAUGAAGCGUGCUGAGGCUUCCUGGCGUUCAAAGCUCGAUCGCGCCAGCAAGACCCUAGACGAAGCUGUCGCAGAAUACAAAAGACGCUAUCAUCGUGCUCCGCCCAUGGGGUUCGAUGUUUGGUGGCGUUACGUCGUCGAGAACAAUGUCCAGUUGCCAGACGAGUACGACCAGAUAUACCACGACCUGGAACCCUUCUGGGGACUCGACCCUCUCGACCUGAGUGCUAUUCUGACGCAGCUGGAGGUCGAUGAGGGGGUUAUCACCAUUGGAAAACACCACCCCACCGACCCUAUCACCGUCUUCAAUACCACUCUACCAGAAAAUCGGCAGAAACUGCUUACAGAGAUGGUGAGCAAUGUGUUGGAGGUGGUUGAGGGGGUACAGUACGAUAUACCCCCGUUUCGGGCUGUGUUCUCCCCGUACGAUAAUCCGAGCAUGCUUUCGGAGUACACGGUCAAGGCUAUGGCUCUUGAGGCUGCUGCUGCACGUACUUUUAUCAACGUCAGCGAUCUGCCACCUAUAAAAACUCGGGGAUGGAUACAGGCGUGUUCACCGUCAUCUCCUGCGCGUCAACAACCCAUAGACCUCGACGCUCCGCCCUCACCGCCCUCAAAGAAGAAGAAGACAUUCAUCUUCGACCAUUACCUCUCCAUGGACCCCUGCCUCCACCCAACCCUCCUAUCCCACCACGGCCAAUUCCUCUCCCACAACCAAGGUCCCUAUCCACAAAAAGCGCUCGUCCCGCGAUUCUCCCAGUGCUCCACGCUACUCCACCACGACAUCCGACCUGCAACGCUGUAUAAUUGGGUCGACGAUAUCCUCCCGCGCAGUAAUGAUCCGCCGUGGUACGAGAAAGUGGAGGAUAGACUUGUGUGGCGCGGCACGAAUACGGGUAUUUAUCAUGCUCCCGGGACGCGCUGGCGGGAUGCACAUCGUGCGCGUCUUGUGAGUUGGGCACAUGAUUCGUCGGGUUCGGCUUCCCUUCUUCUUCUUACCAGUCGUAGUGCAGAGAAGGAGAAAGUCGGUCGGGGACAGGAGAUUAGCAAGUCGCACAUCAAUCCUGCGCUGUUGGAUAUCGAGUUUGCGGGGAAGAGGGUAGGGUGUGCGCCUGAGUUUUGUUCUGUGCUAGAUGGGGAGUUUGAGUGGCGAAAGCGGCAGACGAUUAAGGAUUCGGGAAAGUACAAGUAUGUACUUGACGUUGAUGGUAACGGCUGGUCUGGUCGUUUCAAGCGUUUGCUCACAUCCAAUUCGUUGGUCUUCAAGUCGACGAUAUACCCUGAAUGGUUCAUAGACCGCAUUGAACCUUGGGUACACUAUAUACCUGUCCAAGUCGAUCUAUCCGACCUGUACGACUGCCUAGUAUUCUUCCGCGGCGGUCUGUAUGGGGAAGGCGCACACGAAGAGCAUGCACAGAGGAUUGCGAACGCUGGGCGGACGUGGAGCAAGAGGUUUUGGAGGAAGGAAGACAUGACGGCUUAUAUGUUCCGUGACUGUGAUACCUUUGUCCGCUGUUACUGGUACGGGCAAGUGUGCCUGUGCAUGUGUCUUUUGAGAUCAACUCCACCUCUAGAAGACGACACGCAUGGCAACGAUGGUCUGGUACCGAGUAACUCUCGUUCAAUCAGACUAGUCGCCCUCGCCGCCUCUAUCGUCGUCAUCUCCGCCGUCGUCAAAUAUCCCCAAAUCAUCUUCGCUUCCGACAGAUCAAAAACCGUACAAGACCCUGUCAAUUUUCAGGCAUGCGUGUCUGGCGCUCAGCUUGAUUCGGCGUCUUCGCUUUCGCCGCCGCCAUUGGAUUUGCCUGCGCUGGAAGAAGAGGAAGAGGACGGGGAGGCGAGAGGGCUGCAGCCACAUCAUUACGGCGAUGAUGGCCUGCUUGUCGUCAACCUCAAUGGGCCUCACCCUAUUUACGAGCUCAUCAAGCGUGCAGAGGCAUCUUGGAACGCCAAGCUAGAUCGUGCUAGCAAAACUUUCGAACAAGCCAUUGCAGAGUAUAAAAAACGCUACCAUAGGCCUCCCCCCAAGGGCUUUGAUCUCUGGUGGGACUACGUCGCGAAACACAAUGUCCAGCUACCCGACGAGUACGACCAAAUCUACAAAGACCUCGAGCCCUACUGGGGCAUAGACCCCCACGACCUUGCCUCCAUCCUCUCCCACCUCGAAAAUGACAAGGGCGUGAUCGUGAUCGGCAAACGCCCCUCCAACGACUACAUCACCGUCUUUAACUCCACUCUUCCGCCAGACCGCCAGGGCCUGCUGGCGGCGACGAUCAAGGAUCUGCUAGAGGUCAUACAGGGAGUUCAGCAGCAUAUACCUCCCUUUCGCGCUGUGAUGUCUCCGUAUGACAAUCCUGGGAUGCUUUCAGACUAUAGGAUCAAGUCUAUGGCGCUCGAGGCGGCUGCGGCGCGGACAUUUAUCAACAUCAGCACUCUACCACGCAUAGAAACCGAAGGAUGGAUACACGCUUGCUCUCCCUCCUCUCCCGCCCACCACACCCCUCUCUCCCUCACCUCUCCUCCUGUCCCUCCUCCCACCAAACGCUUCAUCUACAACCACCCCCUCAGCAUGGACCCCUGCCUCCAUCCCUACCACCUCACCUCCCACGGCCAAUUCCUCUCACACGACGCCGGCCCCUUCCCCCAAAAAUCGCUUGUCCCCCGGUUCUCCCACUGCUCUACGCUGCUACAUCACGACAUACGCCCCGCGCUCGCUUAUAACUGGGUGGAGGACAUUUUGCCAAGGAGCGACGAUCCGGAGUGGGAGGAUAAGGUGGAUGAGAGGCUGUUGUGGAGGGGGAGUAAUACAGGGAUAUUUCAUGGACCUGAGACGCAUUGGCGGUAUGCGCAUCGCGCGAGGCUUAUCCGCUGGGCGCAUGAUCUCGCUGGCUUCACCUCCCUCCUUCCCUCCCCCCCUUCUCCGACCGAGAGAGUCGGAGAGCUGGUGGAGAGCAAGAAAGCUUAUUUGGGCCCGGCGCUGCUGGAUAUCGAGUUUGCUGGAGAGCCGAUUGGAUGUGACCCCGAGGUGUGUCGUGUUUUGGAUGAGGUGUUUGAUUGGAGAAGGAAGCAGAGUAUUAAGCAGGCGGGGAGGUAUAGAUAUAUUUUAGACGUCGAUGGGAACGGCUGGUCCAGCCGUUUCAAACGUCUCCUCACCUCCAACUCUCUCAUCUUCAAAUCGACAAUAUACCCUGAGUGGUUCACAGACCGCAUCGAACCCUGGGUGCAUUACAUCCCCAUCCAACUCGACCUCUCCGACCUCUACGACGCUCUCGUCUUCUUCCGUGGGGACCCAACAGGCGCCGGCGCCCACGAAGACUUGGCAAGGAGGGUGGCGGAGGAGGGGAGGAGGUGGAGUAAGGGAUUUUGGAGGAAGGAGGAUUUGACGGCUUAUAUGUUUCGAUUGUUCUUGGAGUAUGCAAGAGUGAUGAGCGUGGAUCGGGAUGCGAUGACUUUUACCGAGGAGAGUUAAAAUUAGAUGAGUGACAGUUGAGUUAACUCACGUCGUGGACCACCUGCGAUCUCGUCGUCUGCAUGUUGGUGGGUGGGAGGGAGUUUGACGGAGGGAGGGAAAGAUAAUACUUAAGAGAAGUGGGCCCGGAUUGUGGUUUUGUGGUUUUGUAUGAUAGUACAAAUCCCUUUGAUAGAUAUGCGCUAGGGCAGAUUGAUGA
Messenger RNA from Serpula lacrymans var. lacrymans S7.9, 4230 nucleotides. RefSeq names its product glycosyltransferase family 90 protein. Bases 18 to 4031 code for a protein of 1337 amino acids. The record is from RefSeq and is a predicted model, not a curated record. Lineage: Eukaryota; Fungi; Basidiomycota; Agaricomycetes; Boletales; Serpulaceae. The transcript is spliced from 15 exons.